GACGCUUGCAGGCGGAUGGACACCCUGUACGCGGCCAGGGUGCACGGCUUCGCGGCCCCGGGGCUCGUCAACCUGACAGGCCUCGAGGGCCACGAAGGCCUUUUGUCGCUAUUAGCCGUCUUAGGCAGCUCUGUGUCUCUCGUUGCGCUCGUCUUUGCUUUCAUCACUUACAGCCUGUUCUCCGACUUGCGCACCAUCUCGGGCACGGCGCUCAUCAAUUUGCUGGCGGCGCUGUUCAUGGUGCAGCUGCUCUUUGUCAUCGGUGUCGGCGGAGUGCAGGACCACGAUUUGUGUUGGUCGCUGGCGUUGGCGCUGCACUACAUGCGGCUGAGCGUGUUCUGCUGGCUGGCCGCGAUGACCUUUGACUUGUACUGCUGCUUCCGGGAGAACGUGUCGCUGGUGGCCGCCCUGCCGUCGCCGCCCGCCCUGCGCCAGUCCUUCGCGCGCCUCUCGCUGUUCGCGUGGGGCGCCCCCCUCCUCCCCACGCUGGCCGCCGGCCUCCUGCAGAUGCGCCCCGCGGCCGCCGGCCUCUCCGACCCCAACUGCUGGUUCCUUGACGACGUGCCCGCGGCGGCCACUUUCGCCGUCCCGGCCGCCGCCCUUCUUAUUGCUGACCUCGCCUUCCUGGUGCGCGCCGCGGCCGUCGCUCGCGCGGCCGUCGGCCUCCAACUCGAGCAGCGUGUCAAGGCCAAGAUGUUGCGCAGGCGACGGCUGCAGUUGUGGCUGUUUUUCCGGCUGGCCGCCUUCCUGGCCGUGGUCAGCGCCGUAGGAGUGUUCGGCCGCCUCAUGCACAGCCAACUGCUGCUGGCCGUGUUCAGCGUGGCCGCCGGCCUGCAGGGCCUGGUGGUGGCGCUCAGCGUGGCCUGCAGCUGCCGCGUCCUCAAACUGUACACGCGACCGCGCCGGCCGCCUCCCGCGGCCAGGCCGGGGGCGCUGCACAAGGCGCCUAGCGCCAUGCACCUCCUCCAGUGCGACGCCUCCCCGGUCUGAGACCACAAAUAAAAAUUCAACUUUACAUAUAUCAGUGGCUACAUACAAUCCAUAGUUGUAAAAUUAAAUGCAAUCUCUGAAUUAAUAAAUGUCUAUUUUGGUGUUUAUUUAAAAGAAUUUUAUUUUAGAUUGUUACAAAAUUAGCUUGUAUUCCUGUGAAAUUUCCAUUCAGUCUGUUAUGUGAGCAAGCGAGCAAGGUGCGAUAUAAAUUUGAAAUUUUUUAUGA
Neocloeon triangulifer is the source of this 1216-nucleotide messenger RNA. Its product is annotated as latrophilin-like protein LAT-2. The record is from RefSeq and is a predicted model, not a curated record. Bases 16 to 990 code for a protein of 324 amino acids. Gene Ontology annotation, cellular component: membrane. The transcript has 4 exons. Gene Ontology annotation, molecular function: G protein-coupled receptor activity. NCBI's taxonomy places the organism in Eukaryota, Metazoa, Arthropoda, Insecta, Ephemeroptera, Baetidae. Gene Ontology annotation, biological process: G protein-coupled receptor signaling pathway; cell surface receptor signaling pathway.